Messenger RNA from Fusarium poae, 765 nucleotides. RefSeq lists its product as uncharacterized. The transcript has a single exon. Gene Ontology annotation, biological process: pectin catabolic process. Bases 1 to 765 code for a protein of 254 amino acids. The record is from RefSeq and is a predicted model, not a curated record. Lineage: Eukaryota; Fungi; Ascomycota; Sordariomycetes; Hypocreales; Nectriaceae. Gene Ontology annotation, cellular component: extracellular region. Gene Ontology annotation, molecular function: pectate lyase activity.
AUGAAGUUCUCCAUCGUCUUCGCCGGCCUUUUCGCCUCCACCGUCAUCGCCACUCCCCAGGGCAAUGCCACCCCCAACACCAUGGGCGCUCUCGAGAAGCGUGCUUCUUUCCCCAUUCCCGCUUCCAAGGGCUCCGUCACCUACAAGAGUGUCCAGUACGUCUCCGGCACCUUCGACGGUGGCAUGAAGACCUACGGCCGUGGCGUCAAGUGCACUGGCCAGGUUGAGGGUGGCGACAAGGACGCCGUCUUCAUCCUCAAGAACGGUGCCACCCUCAAGAACGCCAUCAUUGGCGCCGACCAGAUCGAGGGUAUUCACUGCGAGGGCUCUUGCACCAUCGAGAACGUCUGGUGGAAGAAGGUCUGCGAGGAUGCUCUCUCCCUCAAGGGUGACGGUAACGCUCUCAUCAAGGGCGGUGGUGCCACUGGUGCUGAAGACAAGGUCAUCCAGCACAACGGUCUCGGUACCGUCACCAUCGACGGCUUCACCGUUGUUGACUUCGGUAAGCUUUACCGAUCUUGCGGUAACUGCAAGAAGAUGGGCACUCGCAACGUUGUCGUCAAGAACGUCAAGGCCUACAACGGAAAGGUCCUGACUGGUAUCAACUCCAACAAGGGUGACGUCUCCACCAUCACUGGUACUUGUGCUUCUUCCGUCAAGGACAUCUGCGUUGAGUACAAGGGUACCACCCCUGGUAACGAGCCCAAGAAGAUUGGCUCUGGUCCCAGCAAGUCUUGCAAGUACUCUUCCGUCAAGUCUUGCUAA